Molecule: messenger RNA, 857 nt
Organism: Rhopalosiphum padi (bird cherry-oat aphid)
Lineage: Eukaryota; Metazoa; Arthropoda; Insecta; Hemiptera; Aphididae
Source: RefSeq, a predicted model, not a curated record
GAUAUCUAAAUUUAACCAAGAUUGUUUGAAAAUAAAUAUUAUUUAAAUUAAAUAAUAUUAUGGAUAUACUCACAUUAUCUUAAUUCUAAAAAUAAUAUUUUUAUUAAAAACUAAUAUUUAUUUUACAGAAAUUUUUUGGAAUUGUACGACAAGUAGCUGGUCCAAACGACCAUCCAGCUAGUCCUUCUUUUCUCCUACUUUAUAGAAUGCUUUCAGUAUUUUCAUUGAUUAAGCCUCCUAAAAGUGGGAAUUCUAUGAUAUUUGAAGAUAACGCUCCUAUUAUAACUAUAGCUGAUUUAAAACAAAUUACUAAAGAUCCAGCUAACACUUCAAUAAGGAAGAAAAAAAUAGAGAAGCUAAAAGAAAAAUUGAAUAUUAUUUCAGAAGAAGGAUGCUGGGGUGUCGAUGACAUUUUUCUAGAACAAGAUUAUUCUGAUUUUACUGUUUUAGACCGUAUGGUAUAUUAUUUAGCUGGAUACAUGGCCAAGCGAUUAACUGCAAAGACUAAAUGCCAAGUCUAUGCAUCUAGUUUCAAAAAUCUCAACAUAACAACAUAUGGCACUAAUGCAGAUUUAAUAAUGCCUAAAAGUAGAGGAUAUCUUUCUCAUCCUAAUAGCAAUCUUUUCACAAUUAUUAAAUUGUUAGAACUAUCUGUUGAUAAAUUUAAGGACUCUCCAAAUGUAUUUGAAGAAGCUUUUGAAGAUUUAAAAAAAAAAAAAAUCUUAAAUUUAUUUGUGAAGAACACAAAAAAAACAGUAUUACCAGAUAUGUAUACAAUGUAUACUAUAUAUAUUACAUUGUAAUGAGAAUGAGGCAAUAUACAUAUAUCCAGAAUCAAAAUAGUAAAAAAUUAAACA